This is a messenger RNA of Vanessa tameamea, 1434 nucleotides long. Its product is annotated as CCA tRNA nucleotidyltransferase 1, mitochondrial. The record is from RefSeq and is a predicted model, not a curated record. NCBI's taxonomy places the organism in Eukaryota, Metazoa, Arthropoda, Insecta, Lepidoptera, Nymphalidae. Gene Ontology annotation, molecular function: nucleotidyltransferase activity; tRNA binding. The transcript has 6 exons. Bases 52 to 1419 code for a protein of 455 amino acids. Gene Ontology annotation, biological process: tRNA 3'-terminal CCA addition; mitochondrial tRNA 3'-end processing. Gene Ontology annotation, cellular component: mitochondrion.
UAUUUGUCAGUACUUGUCAAAUAUUUUUGAAAUUAUUCUGCAAUAAUUGGAAUGAUAUUUGUUCGGAGAAUAAACAUUGUAAAAUAUUUAAGGUCUUGCAGUAAAAUAAAAAAUCCACACCAUAAAAGACUAAGAAGUAGAAUAGAUAUGGAUUUAAAAAGUCGCGAAGACCCCGUCGUGUUCAAAUUGGACACAUCAGAGUUUCAAAAUAUCUUUAACCAAGAGGUAAUAGAAUUGAAAAAAAUUUUCGACAAAUACAAUUACGAAAUCAGAGUAGCCGGUGGAGCUGUAAGAGACUUACUACUUGGCCAGCAACCAAAGGACUUAGACUUUGCCACAACUGCAACUCCUCAGGAAAUGAAAGAAAUGUUCACAGCAGAAAAUGUGAGAAUGAUAAACAUGGCUGGAGAGAAACAUGGUACAGUAACACCAAGAAUAAAUGACAAAGAAAACUUUGAAGUAACUACUUUAAGAAUAGAUAUGGUCACAGAUGGUAGGCAUGCAAAGGUUGAAUUCACAAAAGAUUGGAAACUAGAUGCCAAUAGAAGAGAUCUAACUAUAAAUUCAAUGUUUCUAGGUUUUGAUGGAUUAGUUUAUGAUUAUUUUUAUGGCUAUGACGACUUGCAGAAACGAAGAAUUGCCUUUGUUGGAGAUGCAGAUGUGAGAAUUAAGGAAGAUUAUCUGAGAAUAAUGCGUUAUUUUCGCUUUUAUGGUAGAAUUGCUGAGAGUGUAAAUAAUCAUGACCAACAUACUUUAGAUGUUAUCAAACAGAAUGCAGAUGGUCUAGCAAAUGUGUCGGGAGAAAGAAUUUGGAUGGAGUUAAAGAAGACAUUGCAAGGCAAUUUUACUGGGGAUUUAUUAAAAAAAAUGUUAGAAGUCAAUAUUGGACAAUACAUAGGUUUACCCAACCCUAAUAUAGAAGAACUGGACAAGUUAUUAAAAAGGAGCAAGCAUUUGUACUUGCACCCUAUGAGUUACUUAGCUGCACUGCUUAACAAUAUUGAUGAUGCAACAUUGCUACAUGCUAGAUUAAAGUUCUCUAAUUAUGAUAGAGAUAUGACCUACUUCAUCAUUGAAAAUAGAGACAGAGAUGAUGGAAGUGCUCCUAGACCAUUAUUGCCCUAUGAGAAAAUAGUUUUGAAUACCAAGAUAAAGCAACAAGAUGCCUAUGACUAUGUCCUAGAAGUGCUUAAAUAUAGAGGUGAUGAAAAACUUCUAGAAGAUUUUAAAAAAUGGGUUAUACCAACAUUUCCAGUUAAUGGUAAAAUUUUGAAGGAGAAUGGAUAUAUGCCUGGCAAAGUGUAUAGUCAUAUUAUAUACAAAUUAAAGGAUACAUGGAUAGAUAGUGAAUACCAGCUUGGUGUUGAUGAUUUAGUUAAAUUAAUACCGAGUAUUGUUGAUAAAUAUAAAAGCAAAUAAAUGCAUGUACAAAAA